GAUAAAAAAGGGAGAAAAUGGGAGCCGGCCCACAAACUCUGUGAUGUUGGUGCUCGCAGCAUGACAGGGUUUGGGGUCUUCACGCUGCUGCUGCCCGUCCUGCUGGGCUGGGCCAGCUGCCACCCUGUCCCUGGAAGGAAAAACGUCAACAAGCUGCUGCUGAUCUCCUUCGAUGGCUUCCGCUGGAACUAUGACCAGGAUGUGGACACCCCCAACAUGGACCGCCUGGCCCAGGAGGGAGUGAAGGCCAAGUACCUCACACCACCCUUCGUGACAAUGACGUCCCCAUCUCACUUCACCACCAUCUCAGGUCGCUGGAUUGAAGAUCAUGGAGUCAUUCACAACAUGAUGUUUAACACAGAGACACAUUGGAAGUACUCCUUCAAGACCACACAGAAUAAGACUGAAUGGUGGGACAAUGGUGUUCUCCCCCUCUGGAUCACAGCCCAGAGACAGGGGAGGAAGACAGCAUCAUUCCACUAUCCUGGGGGAGGUGCAAAGUACAAAGGGGAGGCUGUCCAGCGGUCCCUGGUGGAGUCUCACACUCACCCAGACAGCAAUGAGACAGAGUGGAGGGAGAACAUAGAUAUUGUCAUGAACUGGUUCACUAAGGAAGACUUUGAUUUUGUGACUCUGUACUAUGGAGAGCCAGAUAACGUGGGACACAAAUUUGGGCCUGAGACGGAGAACAGAAGGGUGAUGAUUCAGCAAAUUGACAGAACCAUCGGGUACCUGGUGGAAGCCAUUAAAAGGCACAGCUUGACCAAGCACCUCAAUGUCAUCAUCACAUCAGACCAUGGCAUGACCACAGUAAAAAAGAGGCCCAAUGUCACUGAGAUCCUCCUGACAAACUACAUCAAGUUCAAGGACUUGGUCAAGUUUGAUAUCGUGGACUAUGGUGGCUUUGGGAUGAUCCUGCCCAAACCAGGGAAAGAGGAAGCUGUUUACCAAGCACUGAAGAAUGCACAUCCUCACCUCAAUGUGUACAAGAAGGAGGAAUUCCCAGAACGCUUCCAUUUUGCUAAACACAAGCGGGUGCUGCCAAUUGUGAUGUACGCUGACUCUGGUUAUAACAUCAAUGGGGUGAGUCGAUUCUAAAAUGAAUGAAGCCAU
Molecule: messenger RNA, 1113 nt
Organism: Acinonyx jubatus (cheetah)
Lineage: Eukaryota; Metazoa; Chordata; Mammalia; Carnivora; Felidae
Product: ectonucleotide pyrophosphatase/phosphodiesterase family member 7-like
Exons: 3
Coding region: 61-1098 (345 amino acids)
Source: RefSeq, a predicted model, not a curated record